Molecule: messenger RNA, 648 nt
Organism: Penicillium longicatenatum
Lineage: Eukaryota; Fungi; Ascomycota; Eurotiomycetes; Eurotiales; Aspergillaceae
Product: GNAT family N-acetyltransferase
Exons: 1
Coding region: 1-648 (215 amino acids)
Molecular function (GO): acyltransferase activity, transferring groups other than amino-acyl groups
Source: RefSeq, a predicted model, not a curated record
AUGUCGCGCGUCUCAUCGACCUCUCCCGUUUAUCAGCUAUGUGGCUCCCUAUAUGACUCGACACUUGAGCUCAAGUCCAGGAAUAUGCCGCUCUCCCUUCGAAUACCCACAUCGAGCGAUAUUAUGACUCUGCUUGAUAUUCUCGGGAACAAGGAAAACUCAGAGUUCGACAAAUCCAUCUCCGAUGCCACUAUUGAAGAUCUCGAAUCAAUUGCUCAAAGAUGGACAAUUGUCUCUGACCCGCCAAUCUAUCGCAACUUCCUAAUGUGGUAUGAAGAAAAGCCGGUUGGUAUCGCUGGGCUUGGUUGGAUCGGCCCGUGCAAUAAAUAUCAACCAGAACGUGAUGAACCACGAGCUGGUGCGGCGGGAGUGAUUGUUCAACCGGCAGCGAGAGGUCAAGGAUGUGCGUACGAGGCCCUCUGUAUAGUGUUCGAUUAUGGGUUCCGCGAUCUUGGACUACGGGAGAUUCGAGUCGGUAGUCACUCUGGGAAUCUUCCCAUGACAGCGUUGAUGGAGAAGAAAUUCGGCUUGAUGACUGAAAUAUUCCCCGAGGCUGAUGAGGUGGAUCAGUUUGGUAAUGAUCUCAAAUGGACUAUUGCGCAACAUGAUUGGACGGUACAAAACCGAGUUGUAUAUCACCAUCGGUAG